This is a messenger RNA of Pestalotiopsis fici W106-1, 1101 nucleotides long. RefSeq lists its product as uncharacterized. The transcript is spliced from 3 exons. Gene Ontology annotation, molecular function: protein kinase activity. The coding region runs from base 1 to 1101 and encodes 366 amino acids. Gene Ontology annotation, biological process: protein phosphorylation. NCBI's taxonomy places the organism in Eukaryota, Fungi, Ascomycota, Sordariomycetes, Amphisphaeriales, Sporocadaceae. The record is from RefSeq and is a predicted model, not a curated record.
AUGGCUGGACGUGUCCGGCAGCCAAUUGAUGUAGCGGCGUUGGAAAAGUAUGUUCAGCAAAAUGUUCCAGAGAUCAAGACGCCGCUGGAGGUGAAGCAAUUUGGGUUUGGACAAUCCAAUCCCACGUACCAGCUCACAUCCACGUCGACCGGCGAACGCUACGUGAUGCGCAAGAAGCCGCCAGGCAAGCUUCUCUCGAAAACGGCACACCAGGUGGAGCGCGAGUACCGCAUCAUUGCCGCCUUGGGACCGACGGACGUGCCAGUGCCCAAGGCGUACUGUCUGUGUGAAGAUGCUUCAGUUAUUGGAACAGCAUUCUACAUCAUGGAGUUUCUGGAUGGGCGGAUAUUUGAAGAUCAUGCCAUGCCGGGCGUGUCCGCGGAUGAGAGAACAGAACUCUGGAAGGAUGCAGUCCGAACGCUGGCAAAGUUCCACCGCCUGGAUUUCAAGAAACUUGGACUUGGAAACUAUGGCAAGAAUAGCGGCUUCUAUGAUCGCCAAUUGGCGACAUGGAUACGGACAUGUAGCGCUCAAGAGAAGGCAGUGGAUGCAGACACCAAGGAACCCGUGGGCAAGAUUCCCCAUUUCGACGGGCUAGUCGACUUCUUCUCCAACCAGAAACUCCAACCCCAAGACCGGGCGACGCUCGUGCACGGCGACUACAAGAUUGACAACAUGGUGUUUCACAAGACGGAGCCGCGCGUCAUUGGCAUCCUCGACUGGGAGAUGAGCACCGUCGGCCACCCGCUCUCCGACGUUGUCAACCUGACCUACCCGUACUUUUCCACCGAGGUCAGCCCCUUGUCUAACAAGGCCUUUUUGUCCGGCGCCACGCCCGGUCUUCCCGCCGCCGAUGCUGUGCUGGCCUGGUACUCUGAAGUCGCCGGCUGGGACCCGCGUCCCGAGAUGGACUGGGCGAUUGCCUUUGGUGCGUUUCGUUCAGCAGCUAUCCUGCAGGGCAUCGCCGGACGCGUGGCACAGAGGCAGGCAACAAAUGAACAGGCAAAGCAAUACGCCGAUGCUUUCAAGCCUUCGGGUGAGAGGGCGUGGGAAUUGGUUGAAAAGCAGAAAGCAAAGAUCAGAUCGGAACCGAAACUCUAG